Messenger RNA from Anguilla rostrata (American eel), 1197 nucleotides. RefSeq names its product mitochondrial ribosomal protein L40 (gene mrpl40). Gene Ontology annotation, cellular component: mitochondrial ribosome; mitochondrial large ribosomal subunit. The transcript is spliced from 4 exons. The record is from RefSeq and is a predicted model, not a curated record. The coding region runs from base 183 to 791 and encodes 202 amino acids. Lineage: Eukaryota; Metazoa; Chordata; Actinopteri; Anguilliformes; Anguillidae.
UUCUGUCGGAUAAGGUCGACUGUGGCACAAGGGUUUAACUUGUGGCGAGUGUAUGGAAUCAAGAGGACAAAAGGUCUUGUAAUUCGUGGCUCUGUUAAUACGCAUCGUUGAAAGUUAAUAUCAUAUGCACUGCUGAAUUGAGUCUUGACAUAUCGACGAGCUAGCUAGUUAUUCCUGGAAACAUGUCCACCCUUGUUUCACGCACGGUGACUAAAUUACUCUCCAGACAAUGUCCAACAUGCCCAUUGACAAGAUUUGAUGCUCAUCUCAGAUAUAGCCAUUGGUUUCCCUCAGUCAUGGCCCUUAAGACGUCUCCCCCUUUAAGAGCAGAGCCCACAAAGAAGAAAAAAGUAGACCCAAAGCGCGAGCAACAAAGGAAAGAGCGCCUGAGGAAGAAGAUCAAGAGACUGGAGAAAGUCCCCCCUGAGCUCAUACCUAUCGAUGACUUCAUCACUCCAGUCAGAUACCGCGAUGAAACCAGGGUUCGUACUCCACCACAGCUGCCGUUUGAAGAGAGGGAGCGCAGGGCUCUGCUCCUGAAAGAGUGGUCCAGGUACAAGCAGUCUCAACACGAGGCUGAAAUGGAGGCCAUCACCCAGGCUUUGGAGGCCCAGAGGGAGGCCCUGGAGGAGCUGAAGCUGGAGUCAGAGGAGCUGUACUGCGCUGCACUCAAACCAGACCCAUUACUCCUGCCUCUCCAUCAACAAGGGCCGAGCUACACCCCCCCCAAACACAGCUAUGAGCCACCCGAAGGCAAAUACAAUGACAUCACCAAAGUCCACGUCCAAUAGGGAACACUGACACUCUUCUGCAUUUAUGUGACCUUUUUUACAGCACAAACAGCAUUGAGACCUACAUUACAUUCCCAGACAUAUUCAGCCCACUUUGAAGAAACCUUUGAGGUUGCAGAAACAUGUGGUUGAAGCUGCAAAUGAAUGCCUGCAGAAGGCUCAAUAGCGUAGGAAGGUUUCAAAGGUGCUCAACAGUGCAAGCCAAAGCUUAACAACGUAUACUCAUCCUUACUGUUCAAGGUGUUCAUUUUGAUUCAGUAAAAAAAAAUGUGACUGUCUCAAAUUUGAGAGUAAGGGUAAAAUUAAGGAUGCCCGUUUAAAUUGUAUUUAUUGUUUUGUAUGAUGUAAAACGCACUGUACACAAGGAGUCUUGUGAAAUAAAGAGCCAUAUAUCCUGCAACAAUAA